AUGACGGCAUUUGUUGAGGGACUAGCAAGUCCAGAGAUGGAAAUUGCUGAAGGCGGUGUUAUUUUGGAUAAUAGAGCGUUAGUAGUUUUUACUGAAAUUAUGGUUAAAAAAGUGGACUAGCUUGAAAUUUAAGCUCAAAAUUGAAAAUGUCUGUUUGUUUUUAAAUCUUGAAAUUUCAAUUUUCUAGGGAAAACACCAGAAGCCUGAAUUCCUUUAAAAAAAUUCUCCGGAUUUUCAGACGAUUCUCGGAUCUGAAAGCAAUGUUAGACAGCAAUAAGGAUAAUCUGAAAGUUGAUGCUAUGAAACGGAUUAUAAAUGUAAGUAGUUCUAGCCUAAAAGGUUGGAUUCAGUUCCUAAGCCCAAUUUUUCCAGCUGAUUGCAAAAGGCAAAGAUGUCAGUGAUUUAUUCCCAGCAGUUGUGAAAAAUGUGGCGGCAAAAAAUGUGGAACUCAAAAAAUUGGUAUUUGUCUAUCUGGUCAGAUAUGCUGAAGAACAACAAGAUUUGGCACUUUUAUCCAUUUCCACUUUUCAAAGAGCACUAAAGGUUAGGAUUUUGAGGGGGGGGGGGGAUUUGGAAAUGUUAAGUUGAAAAUGAGGUCUCGAAUAAAAAUUUGAGUCUAGACAGUUGGGAAAUUAAAAUGUUUGGUUGGAAUUGGCCAGAAUGUGGGAAUUUUCAGCUGACUUUCGACUCCGGAAAAUAUACGUUUCGAAAUUUUUGGAUAAUCUUUUAAGAUUCUUGGGAAAUUGAUUUAUAAACAUAGCUUCGAAUUCGAAAAAGUUGGGAACCACACACACAGAAAAAGCUUGGUAAAACAUGUAAUUUUCAACCGAAUUUUUUGAGCUUAUCCACAGAAAUUCCAAAAUUUAAUUUCAGGAUAUUUAAAAUUCCUCAUUUUCAGGAUCCAAAUCAACUAAUCCGUGGCUCAGCUCUUCGAGUUUUAACAUCAAUUCGUGUUCCAAUGGUAGCUCCAAUAAUGUUAUUAGCAAUAAAAGACGCAGUUCGAGAUAUGUCACCGUAUGUUAGAAAAGUUGCAGCACAUGCAAUUCCAAAACUAUAUUCACUGGAGCCAGAUUUGGAAGCGCAAUUAGUUGAUUGUAUUGAUUUUUUGUUAGCUGAUCGCAGGAGUUUGGUAUUGGGAAGUGCGGUUUAUGCUUUUGAUGAGGUGGGGAUUUGGAGAAUUUGGAUGGAGGAAAUGUUUCCAUUUUUCUAGAUCUGCCCGGACCGAUUGGAUCUUCUUCACAAACAUUUCCGCGCUCUUUGUCGUGGUUUAGCUGAUGUUGAUGAAUGGGGACAAAUUGUGAUGAUAAAUAUGCUCACCAGAUAUGCGAGAACUGAAUUAGCUAAUCCGGAUAAAGGAGCACCUGAUACAGAUAUUGUAUUGCUUCUCAAUUCUGCUCGUCCACUUCUUCAAUCUCGAAAUUGUGGUGUAGUUAUGGCAGUCACUCAACUAUUCUAUCAUGUUGCACCAAAAGCUCAACUAUCUCAAAUAGCUCGUGCACUUGUUCGAUUACUUCGUGGUCCGCGAGAAGUUCAAUAUGUUGUUCUAAUGAAUAUUGCAACAAUUUGUGAGAGAAAUCCAGUGGAAGAGGGAACUUUUGCUAUUUCGAAAACGAUGUUUGACCCGUUUUUGAAGAGCUUUUUUGUGCGAAGUUGUGAUAGUUCGCUGGUGAAACAAUUGAAAUUGCAUGUGUUGACGAGUUUGGUGUCGGAGAGCAAUGUGCAUAUUAUAUUGAGAGAGUUGCAGGUGAGGAAAUUGGGAAUUUCGGUCAAUCCGGUCAAUUUAGGCCUAAGAACUCUAGGAAAAUAGUUAAAACCUAAAAAAUAGCUUGGAAUUGCUCAUUUUUGACUAAACAUUUCGAAUUUUUUGUCUCUAGAAUGCUUGUAGUUUUUCACCUAAAAUUUGGAAAAAAACUGAUUUUUGAUUCAUUGAUUUUUUUCCUUUUUAGCCUGAAGGUUUUUGAAAUUUUAAGGAAAAUUAAUCUGAAAAUUUAGUGAAUUCUGCAUAUUUUUAUUUCGCUCUUAGAAAAAUAUUGAAUUUUGGCCCCUUACCCGGCUUUUAAGGGUUUUCCGUUCUUUCACCAGAACCCUUCCCAAUUUUUUUCCAGACCUACGUGCAAAUGUCAGAUCUUGCGUCAGCGGCAGUCGAAGCAAUUGGUCGUUGUGCAAUUCGAGUCGGCGCAGUCAGCGAACAAUGUAUGACCGGACUCGUAACUCUCAUCUCCUCAUCAGAUGAAAAAGUUGUAUGCUCUGCAGUUGUUGUCAUAAAACGCCUUCUUCAUGCCGAUGCUCCAGUUUCGCUACUCGCAAGACUCAUGCGACUAAUGCCCAGAAUGGUAGCUGCGCAGGCACGUGCUUGUGUUGUUUGGCUUGUUGCUACACAUGUUGAGCAAGUUGUACAUUUGGCACCUGAUUUGUUGAGACAAAUUGCCAAAAAGUUUCCGACCGAGGAUGAGAUGGUUAAGGUGAGGAAGAAAUUAGAAUUUUGAAGCACAAGCCUUUUUAUAUUUAAAUAAAGUUUUUCUGAUCCCAAAAUCUAGAUUUUCUAUCGGGUGAAAAAAAAAGAAAAAUUUCUCGAAAGUUUUCAAAAUUAAACGAUUUUUCUAAAAUGUUGACUCGAAAUUUCUGGCCAAAAAAUCUAUUGUCUUCAUUUUCAGCUCGAAUCCCUCAAACUAGCUGUGAAAUUAUGGAUGAUUCGCCGUUCGGAAUGCGAAAAAAUGGUGCAAUACGUGUUCCAAUUGGCCCGUUUCGAUUUGAGCUACGAUGUUCGAGAUCGCUGUCGAUUUUUGCGAAAUUUGAUGUUUAACACGAAAAUUUUGGCCGAACACGCCGAUGAGAUUUUUAUGGCCAAAAAACCGGCGCCUGCAUUGGUUUCCUCGUUUAAAGGUGAGCAUUUUGACACAAAACAAUUUGAAUUAAAAUAAGCUACAGUUUCUCCUCUAAGCCUAAGUCUAAUAAAUAAUUCGAGCCCAACUUUGUUGUUUUCCAGAACGCGAUCAAUUCCAACUCGGCUCUCUUUCGCAUGUUCUAAAUCAACGUUGCACAAAAUACUUGGAUCUUCCCGAGUUCCCCGAACUCUCAUCAGAUCCAAGUUUGAGAAAAGAGCCGACUGCUCCAAAUGAGCUGAAUUUGGAAGAGGAAGAAGAAGAAGAGGAUGAGGAAGAAGAUGAAGAAUCUGGAGAAGAAGAGGAAGAAUCGGAAGACGAUGAUGAAGAGGAAAAUCAAGAGGAAUCUGAAGAGGAAGAGAAUUCUGACGAAGAUGAAGAGGAAUCAGAAGAAGAGGAAAAUUCCGAUGAAGAAGAAGAAUCUGAGGACGAAUCUGAAGAUUCGGAAGCUCCGCCUCCUCCACCGAAAAUCGCCAAAAACUCCAAAAAAUUGGUGGAAAAUGGAAAAUCCAAACCAGACUCUUCUGAAGCCAAUAUCGAUUUAUUGAUUGAUGUUGAUUUUUCAGCGGCGGGAAGUCGACAAAUUGUCGAACCGGAGUUCGUUGAGGUUUGUGACUUUUUUGAAAUAUCCCAACAAUGUAAAUUUUAUUGAAAAAAAUUAAAUUCCGUUUUCUUCCUUUUCUAUCUUGCAGACUUCUGAAACUGAAAUCUUGAAUGUGAUCGAAGGUCAAGGAAUUUCUUUAUCAAUUCAAUAUCCACGAACAAAUGAUGGACAAUAUACACCAAUUCGGUUUAUUUUAAUCAAUAAAACUGAUAAAGAUAUUGAAAAUGUUGAGAUUUUGAACAAUGAUUCACAAUUGGAUGUGAAGGGAAAUACGAAGGUAACUGGAAAAUUAUAUUUUCAAUUCAUUGCUCAUCUCAACCAUAUUUUGAUUCACACAUGGCUCAUAUUAACAUAGUAAACCGAAAAUCCCCAAUCAAUUGUCUACCCAUUGCUUAUGUUAAUCCCCAUUUUAUUUCUAGAUUUCCCUUCUUCCCGCUGGUGCCCGUAUCUCUCAAAACAUUCUCAUCGAUUUACAAGACAGUGCCACUUCCCGUGAAUGGAUCCUUCAAUCUCCUUCGCCUACAGUAAUCCAAAAAUCAUUCCGCCUUCAAAUACCGUACACCGAACAAAUUCAACCGGUUCGCCUAAAUUUAUCGGAGCUCGAAAAAGAGCAUUCGAGAUUAGGAGGACUCAAUAGAAAUCUUGUGGAUGCUCCAAACCCGGUAAAUGUCGGAGAUAUUGUGAAAUGCGCAAAUUUAUGUAAAAUUGAUGAAAAUGUGUGUAUUCUUCUAGUUUCUCAGCGACUUUUAAAUGAACUCUGGAAUUUUCAGAUUUUCGUCGCUCAAACUCGAUCCCGAAAAGAUAUUUGUAUUAUAAAAUUAUUGGAAAACGGAAAAAUCGAAGCAAGUUGUGAUAAUGCAGUAAUCGGACGAAUUGUGGCAUUUCAAAUUUCCAAAAAUGCUUAA
Caenorhabditis angaria is the source of this 4391-nucleotide messenger RNA. The record is from the annotation of a GenBank genome assembly. NCBI's taxonomy places the organism in Eukaryota, Metazoa, Nematoda, Chromadorea, Rhabditida, Rhabditidae.